AGGACAUUUGAUUAACUGUGUUGUUGUUUUUAUGCUAUUUUGUUUAAGUGAUUUAAUUACAAUUAACUGAUAUGGAAGAAAAAUUUGACAAUAUGAAGGAACAUUCCUUCAAAAAGGAGGAAUACCAUAUUGGACCAUUUGGUCGAGUCCGAAGUGACUAUCUCAGUUCUCCUGUUCAAUCGCUAUCCAAUUUUGCUUAUAACCUUUUUGAUGUCCCAGCAACUUGGAUACAUGAUAAAAUUGUUGUUCCAAAUAGGAAGCAAAGUGUCUACUAUCAUUAUAGAUUUCCCCGAGUUCCAACCGUUGAUGAGUGUUAUGUUGAUGAUUACGCUUGUCUCUGGGAAGCAGAUCAACAAUACAAGAGAGACAGGAAAGUGGAAAAAAAUAUAAUCAAAAUUUUAGUUAAAGGGUGUAGCACUUAA
Messenger RNA from Panonychus citri (citrus red mite), 422 nucleotides. Its product is annotated as NADH dehydrogenase [ubiquinone] 1 beta subcomplex subunit 10-like. The coding region runs from base 72 to 422 and encodes 116 amino acids. NCBI's taxonomy places the organism in Eukaryota, Metazoa, Arthropoda, Arachnida, Trombidiformes, Tetranychidae. The record is from RefSeq and is a predicted model, not a curated record. The transcript is spliced from 3 exons.